This is a messenger RNA of Magallana angulata, 4525 nucleotides long. RefSeq lists its product as uncharacterized. NCBI's taxonomy places the organism in Eukaryota, Metazoa, Mollusca, Bivalvia, Ostreida, Ostreidae. The record is from RefSeq and is a predicted model, not a curated record. The transcript has 17 exons. The coding region runs from base 1144 to 3255 and encodes 703 amino acids.
UCUUAUAUUCUAAGUUGAAUUAUUACGACAUCAAUAGUUAUCAUAUUACAAAUACAAUAUUUUCUCAUAAAAAUAGUAAUUUGUUUGGCGUUUCAAGUAGCUUUAUAAUUAUUUGCUUAAAAAGACGCGUGACAAUGUAUGUAUUUUAGAAGAACGCUCUGGGUAUUUCCUCUCUAGUAUAAUAUCUCCAAACGUUUGAUUUUGAUUUUUUUUACAAUCAAGUCGUGCUAAAGAAGGAGUUGUAAAACUUAAAUCCCCGACGGACUUGGUACCUCCAGGAAGUCGAUAGCUUUGCUAUUCUUUACAGAACGUUAAAUAAACUAAAGCCUGUACAGGAUAAAAAACCAAACAUAGGGUAAUUGCAAAGACUUCUCUCGUAUCAUUAUGAUGAGUGACUCGCAGCCAUUUUAUAACAAUAGUCAAAACGUGAAAAUUAUGACUGUUAUGAGCGAUUAGCUAAAUGAAAUCAAUGUUCUACUGCCUAAUGUGUAACUAAUGCGGACUAAGCUUCCGAUGAGAGUAGCGAUGAGAAAAUUGAUUAGAUCUAUAAACAAAUCGAAUAUCACUUGCAUAAAACAUUGCCGAUUCUUUGCGGCUUGGGAUGGUGUAUUGAGGUUCGCAAUACGAGAAAAUUUAAUUUAGCAUUAAAUCAGCCCCAUCACCAGGCGUAGACUGGCCAGGGAUUCGAUUGGUUGGUACAAUCUGUAAACCCACCCGCUCUCCGUAAAAAAAAGUCAUCCUUAUUCAGUGAUGAGAAAAAAAUAGCAUAACGAAUGACUUGCUUCCAAAUUAUCAAAAAACUUUUUUCACGGAUGUUUUCAAUUUGAAAAGCAGUGAAAAGGUUUGGGAUUUUUUGCUAAUUUUAAACCAGUGUGAUGGAAUCUGAUUCUACGUAGGACAGACAGCUUAAAUCCUAAUUUUAUGUUAGCUCUAAGAUACUGCUUCAUCAAAUUUUCAUGAAAGAAAUUACUUUACAAUUCUCUCCACAAUAUUACCUCCCCUGUCAAUUGCCCUUGGAACACUGCAACACCUUGGUGAUGGUGUGAAGAAACACAAGUUAGCCAUUACGUCUGACUGACAAAAAGAUUAUGUCUCCAACGGAUAUCUAAAAUAAUCUUAAAACCGGUGUUGCUGACAUGAGACAUGGAUGCUGACGAAAGGUUCUUCGUGUGUUUCUUGUUUCUGAUGCUCUUGGCACAAGAAUGCUUGACAGAAUGUACGUUCCCCGAAUUCCUUAGGAGUGCAAAGGACGAAGAAACGGGGCUGUUGAGGCCUUGGAAGACCGGAACCCACUGGUUCCAAAUCAGCACCAACCCCCAGAUACAGGAGCUGAGCGAGAUCUACGUCACGGGGUCCGACCUGUGGCAGUUCAAGUUGGAGUUCCCCCGGAGCUGCGAGACCAAGGCCCGGCGCCUGUCCAAUAAGAUUUCCCGGUCAGAGAGAUGUGGUCAGCGCACGCUUUCCUAUAAUCGCACCUGUCUGACGGUGGACAAUGCUGGACUACACACCUACCGCUUGUUGGAGCACCACAGGGAGGGGUGGUCAGGGACCAAGUAUGUCUGUGUGUCGUUUCAGAGGAGAGGAAAUAAUGUGGUCACCAUCAGGAAAGGGCCUCUUCGAGAUAGAAAUGUUCCCGAAUUGUGCAAUGACGUCAAAAUGGAAAACGACGCAUGGCCGUGGCUUGCCACGUGGGAACCGUCUCCCUAUAUCUGCCCUAUUUCUGGCGGGUUUUCCCUCCGAGUUAUCAGUGGCCUUACCAUGAAGGAUACCUGUGAGAAUGAAUGGAGGAAUUCCUCCCUAGAAGUAGAGUGCAGCAAGGGUGAGGGUAUCAGUUUUAUCCCCCCUACCAAGAGCUCAUGUAAUCCGUUCUCCAACACCAGUCAUAUUACGCCUCUGUACUGCUGGGCCGGAUGGCAGGAUGGGCCGUAUACGUACAUGAUCGUGUCUGCCAAGACAGAGUCUAAUUACCACAACGAACCCCAGUUUUGUCUUCGUUUUCCCACUGUUUUUGGCACUGAUUUUGAAGCUUUCCUUUACGUCAGUGUUAUAUGUCCAACUGAAUGGGAUGGAAGGCCACCUGCCGGAAUCAACUACUUCAAGCUGAAGAUAAGAAGAAAAAAUAAUGCAAUUUGUGAAGAUGACAACGAAGAAGAAUGCAGUAAACUGAAGGAUUCCGGAAUAUGUGAAAAUUCCCAGAAUGGAUUUUAUGAACACUGCCUUAAGACCUGUGGAGAAUGUGACAAUAGUGCAGCAGUACGGAAGACUUGUUCGUUUGAAUCUAAAUUGAAUGCUAGAUGGAAACUUAUAGACCGAGAUCGCUUUGAGAGAGUUACGAUUAAUUCGUCCCAUGUAGUCUUUUCUGAGAUGGGUGCGUUCGAGUGUUACCAGACGACACCAGACGUGCAUCAAUACACAGUGACGACAGCUCACAAUAAUGGAUGUUCGAAACGAUAUUCUUGCAUAGAAUUAGAAAGGCUUGGCAACAAUAUCAUUCGAUACAGAAUAGGACCGAGCGUUCGAGAAAACCAGCCAUUUGAAACUCUCUGCCAGUUUCAGGAUGAUGGGUAUCCCGUUAUGGACACAUACCGGAGCAGUGCCAAGAAAACCCUCAUAUAUGAUGAUGAAGGGUAUCUGUUAGAAACGUACUGUGGGUUUGAGGGUCAGUUCAAGUUUAACGGGACCUACGGGGGCCAGCAGUGCCUGGGGAUGAUCUCUGACAAGGACCCAGACACCUGUAACACAGUGGCUACCCUCACACUCCGCGGCAAAGACUGCCUUGGCAUAACCGGGGUCAAACAAUACCAAUGCUUACAAUACAUAUCCGACGAAAGUUCCAUGGACGAGACCUACCUAAUCACAAAAUCCAAAGAUGGCGAGGAGGAAUACAAUUGCUGGGUGAAAUCCAUGAGUCCUGAGUACGAAUACAUGUUCCCCCAGCCGAUCAUCUUUAAGAUGCCCACCCCCCAAUGUGGGAUGUUUGCCAGGGUGCUGGUUCACCAUGAUAGGCAGUCAGACGCCGAACUUUAUCUCAAAGAAAAAGAGAAGUGUGUCAUUAAAUCUCAAACCCGCCAGUCUCCGGUAGACCCCGCCCCCUCCACGGUCCCCUACCGGCCGGGUACAAAUGGGGGCAUUCACGUGGCCCCCCAGGGAAGUGAAGAGUUCCACAAUAUGGCGCCCCGGAACUCGGUCUUUUUGAUGGCGUUUUUCUGCAUCUUUGGACAUUUUGUAAAUUCAUUGCUAACGAUGCAAAGGUGAUAAAAUAUCACAAAUAUUGACAAUUAAAUUCCGCAAAGAAAGCUUCUUAAAGCAAAGCUCACCAGUCAAAAGGAUGACCUAAGAUGUGUUCCUCUGUAGUGUAGCUAUACAUGUGUUGUUUGUUCACUUUGUCUGGAGAAUUUAGACAUGUAUUUCAAAAAAUACAUUCACAAUUUGAAAUGACACUGCCUUUGGCAAGUAUUGAUCUGAAAUCAUGCUAGCAAUAUUGGCUGACUUAUUGCAAACAUAUUUUGCAAGCUAUUUAUAUUACGGUGUUUGAUGAUUUUUCCCCUCUUUUACGGCAUACUUUGAUAACCCGGAUGUGUAAGUCUGUUUUACGUAUCCGGUUAGAAUUUUAUUGUGUGCCAAUCUAUAUGUUAGAUAAACUGUUGGGAUGAAUCGUUUUAGUGCGACAUAUUUGUUGUCUCGAAUUACGCGCUGCAAAAUGUCCAAACUAGAGAUGUUGCUGACAGUUAUACAUACUGAAGGGCUGUCCCGUUCAGAGUUGACUAGUAUAUUCAUAUCUGACAUUAUGCAAUCUCAACGGUAUCAUUUUUUGUACUUUUGAUUAUGUUGGUAAUUAAAAUUAUGAAAUGUUAUUCAUCGUAAUAAUGUGCAAUGUUGAUAUAAAUUGAAAAAUGAUCUGCUCAUAUAUAUGUAAUAAAAUAUCAUCAUGCCAUUACUAGCCUCUAGAUGAAGGUUUUCUUUGCAAUGAUGUAUUCCGGUGCAAGCAUGAGAACAAAAAACGGUAAUGAAAUAUGUGUCCACACCUGUUGCACUUCAUACGAACUCACAUGAAAGAGGUUUGCGAUGCAAAUCUUGUCAAAUUUGAUUUAUAGCAUCCUAAACCGUUCAUAUAUAAACGAACAUAUUAUCAUUUUUGAGAUCCUAUUUUAAUAAAAGCAUACGUUUUACUUUUAACAUUAGCAAUAGUGCGUAUGUACUAAUUCUAGUAAAAACGAAUUUAGAAUGCAUUGUACAAAAUGUAUUUAUUUGCAAUAUGACUCGCUGAAAAUUGGUUUCAAACCUACCCACAAUUUAUACAACAAAUACAAUAAUAAUAUUGAUGAACGUCUGAAUUGUAUAUUCAUUAUUCAAGUUAAAAAAUAAUAUAAAUCUAAUUUUGCUUUAAUCAUAGUGUCUAUGUACCAGCUUGUGGUUGAGUAACCCAGACAGUCCUCGGCUGCUGACGUCAUACAUUCUACCCCCCACACUUGAUCAUGUGACUUUGUUAUUCCGUCCCGGAUUAAAAGAAUGCUCAACCUUUAAA